Messenger RNA from Haliotis rufescens (red abalone), 15651 nucleotides. Its product is annotated as dynein axonemal heavy chain 6-like. NCBI's taxonomy places the organism in Eukaryota, Metazoa, Mollusca, Gastropoda, Lepetellida, Haliotidae. The coding region runs from base 117 to 15059 and encodes 4980 amino acids. Gene Ontology annotation, molecular function: ATP hydrolysis activity; dynein intermediate chain binding; minus-end-directed microtubule motor activity. Gene Ontology annotation, biological process: microtubule-based movement. The transcript is spliced from 86 exons. Gene Ontology annotation, cellular component: dynein complex. The record is from RefSeq and is a predicted model, not a curated record.
GUAUUGCUAAGGUAAACCAUCAUGGCGUCGUCCGGCAUAAACGAAGCACCUUGCUGUUUACAUUUCGUAAUGCGGAAUAAUUGCUGAUAAUAGACUGCCACAAUCAAAAGAACAAAAUGUCGGAAGGACGUGGAGAUUCUCGAGCUAGUCUCAUCAGCCAGCUUUCGGAAUCUACAGUUUUGAAUCAGGAUUUAGGUGACAUUGGUUUAUUGGAGAAUGAAUUGUUAUCUAGACCGACUCUUCCACGUACCAAAGUUGCCAGAUUUGAUCUUGGCUCACCAAAAUUUCCUCAAGAAAAUCGAACUACUCUACAGUCUGGCAUCAGACUUGGAACAAAAGCAAUGCCAAACAUGGCAGCAGAACUAAGAGAGAGGCUCAUUGAUAAACCAGAAAACUCUGCCGUCCUCAUCAAUGCAAGGUAUCAGUCACUGGGACCAACAUCUACAAAUGGCCAUCCGCAGAUUCCUCGUCCUCCUUCUGGUAAACGUGAGCAGCACCCAAUGCCAGCUUUCAGAACCACCAUGUUCAGGAAGGACUAUGACCGUCGAAAGCAGCAGCUGAAACAAACGGCUGGGAUUGAACUCUCCUCACCACCUGUACUGAAGAAAAUUAUCCAGAAGGCUGGUCCAAUAAAAAGGGAGAUUGAUCUCGUUCCUGACGACAAACCAACUCCGGACAUACUAAUGGAGGAUCAAGUCAGUUUGGUUGGAACAGAGAGUGUGACCAUCAGUACCGCGGACAAACACACCCGGCAGGACUCGAUACCAAUAUCUGCCUCCGUAACAAGUAUUGAAAUACCGAGUGUGGAUAAAGAUGACAUGGAGGGCAUUGAAGACGAUGCUGCUGGUAGGAAAUACCCUGACGAGAUUCCAAUCAUAGCUAAAAGGGAGAGAACUCUGGAGAUAAGAACUCCCCCACUCUCUCUAGACAAGAUGGCACCGAAGGAGGAUGGUCCCAAGAGGGCGCCCAGCGGCCGAGCUCUAAGUGCCAAACAGUCUGUUUCAUCAGCUCGAAGUCUUUCCAGACCCGACCCCAACAUUGUGUUGACAUAUCUCAGGAAGAAUAAGUACGAUGACUCAGAUAAAGAUGUCAAGAAACAGAAGGCCAAAACGAAAAGAAAAAGAAUAUUAUCGCGGAUUGUUCCUGAAAAUGACAGUGUUGUUGACAAGCUCAUCGAGCUGCGUGAGAACCUAAACUGGGAGACAGAGCUUCCUCGAUACGGCCCGGAAUGCAAGAUAAAACUACUGGAAAUGAUGCAGAAGAAAUCUAAAGAUGAUGACAAGGUCAUAAAAGAGGAUGACGGUCAGUUUUUCUACUGUCUACCGAGGAACAGGCGACACCCACGAGCGCGGUACGACCCCUAUGACCUACAGAUUGUGUCGGCAGACGCAGCCAGGGCUGAGAGUAUCUACUGGACAGUGUCGGCUUCAUUCAUUACCAGGUGUCUGCAGGGUGAGAAUGGACAGGACUCUUCCUCCAACACAGACGCCCUGCUAUGGCUGUGGGAGCGACGUCUCUUCUACAUGAUAUUCAAACUACCGGUCUUUGUCAAGUUCAGGCAAUGGAAAACAUUCAAACAAUGGAGAAGAAAUAUUCGCCAUCAGAAAAACACUGGAAGCAGGAGCUGCCUCUACAAAUCUCUGUUCGUGGCCAAUGAAGUGCUCCAGGGGUGUCUGAUCCACGUCCGGUGUCUGUGUCAGGCCGCCAAGGGGAUCUCGGGGAAGGAACUGGACACCAGCAAUGAGAUCUCCUUGGUCAGCCUUGACCGCAGCAAGACCCUGAUGCUCCAGGACUUCAAAGCAUGUCAGAGAGACCAAGGGGUCAAGGCCUUGCAACAGCUCAGUGCUCUCAGGGACAAGGUCAUAGAGAUUGUCUGGGAGUCCUGUGCUACUGUAGCCGAGAUGGAGGGGGUGACGCAGGGCAUCAGAGGCGACAGUCACAAGAAAGUCACCAUCAUCGUGCCCAAAACUAUUACUGAGGCUAUGAAACAUUCAAAGGGUGCAACAAAAUUGGACAAAAAGGACGCAAAGAAAAAAGAUAAACCUUUGUAUGCUGAGAUUGCUGAGUGGAGGAAGAUCCUUGCACGCUUGUCCUGCUUCCUGCGAUCUGUCGACUACCUUCUGAUGGACGUGCUGCGCCACCUGGUGAUGACAGCAGUGCAGCAGCUGCUGGAGCACUUCAUCGCAUCCUACAACAUCGGCGAUGACGACGAACAGGACUCCCAGAGUGACUCCGAGUCUGUCAGGACAGACAUGAGCUAUCGGCCCAGCUACCCAACAUCACGGAGACGAAUGUCAUCUGAGUCCAUCCUUACUCCAAAGACAUCAGCCCGUCCAGUGGAAGUGACCAAAAAUGGCUAUGUCAUCCCACAGUAUGACUUUGACCAACCAGAGGAGAGACAAGGACCACCUGACAUUGACCAGGUUCUGGAGGAACUGAGGCACAAGGAGAUAGUGGAAGAGAUUGUCUCCCCUGUGUUCCAUGUCUCCCUCGUCCUGAACGUCCCCAAACCCUCCACUGGGCAGUCGACACGGAGACAGAGCUCUCCCCGGCAUCACAACCGUAGCCCACAAGGCCGGAGAACCAGCUCUUUCAACAAAGACGAGAGGGCAGUCAAAAAGAAGAUUGUCAAGUUUCCCGACGAGGAACCUAUCUCUGAGAGUGAGAGUGACUACUUGAGUGGGUCUGACGAAGAGGACCAGCGCUACUCGGAUGAGGAGGAGGAGGACCCCACAAGGAACAGAUUUGCCUACACAGAGGCAGUAGAAGACUCCUCUCCCCGACAAGACCUGUCUUCGUCCUACGUCAGCCUGUCGCCUACCGAGAUGGACUUUAAGACCAGUGUCUUUGAACUCAUAACUGGCUUUGAAAACACUGUUGCAAAAGUAGUUCCAAUGUUACGAGAACCCAAACUAGCUGUGUUCUACUCCCCUCCUAAGCAUGACCUCCGCCUCAAGUUUGAUGAGGAAGAGGAGGAAGAGAGAAGAGAGCUGCAGAUGCCUUGGCCUGACAUUGACCUCCUGCUUCGGGAUGACCCUCAGUACCAGAAGAUGCUGGCCGAGAUCUCAUCCUACGUCCACAUGGAGCUGGAGCUGAUCAAGCAGUUCUCCACGGACUACGACCAGUUUUGUACUAUGGUAGACCAGUCACGGUCUAUGGAUGUGGAGGAGUCGAUGGCCAAGAGGAACUGGUCAACCGAGGAAUUCAACCAUGUGCUGGCUGCUCAUACAGAGAUGGUGACUCGGAUGAAUCUUAUGAUCCUGAGUCGGAGAAUCUCAAUGAUCCAGGUGUCGGUCACGGACUACUACAACUCCUGUCUGCCCUUUCCCCAGAAGAUCAUUGACAUCAUCCACAGACGGCUGCCAGUCACCGCCAACAAGCGCAAUGAAGACCUGCUCUCUAUCAUUAAGGGAGCAUCAAGUCGACUGGACAAGCCGCCAGCAUCGGUGGAGGAGUUUGUGGACCAUCUGUCCUUCCUGGGUCGGAUGUCCAACGAACUGGCUGCUCUAGAGAAGGAGUUCAACAUUGUCAACAAACUCUUCACCAUAGCCAAGGACUACUAUGUAGCGAUCGAACCUGAGGACCUAGCUCUGUAUCAGACCCUUGGCCCAAGCUUCCAGCAUUUGAAGUCCACAAUCCUGUACUGUGAGGCCAAGAAGGACGACAACAUCAGGAAAUUCAGCUCCGACCUGGACUCCCUCAUCACUAAUAUCAGGUCCAAACUGAUGGACCUGAAGAAUCGGGUGCGGGAUCCGGAGCUGCUGCAUGCUGACACGAUGGCUGUGACGGCGCUGGAAACCAUCCGCUUCCUGCAGGACGAGGUGCAGAAUCUGUCUGUGAGAGCUCGAAGCUAUGCCAGCUACCAGGAGAGGUUUGGCAGCUCAAUGUCUCAGGCCAAGAACAGGUUCCUUGGCGAAGAGUACAUGCUGAUGGACAAGAAGUCGGAUGAGAGUGCACAGGAGAUCCAGGCUGACCUGUCGGAGAUCGAGCGAGACCUGACACUGAGACGGCUGCUGUGGCAGUCCCUGGAAGAGUGGACCAAGCUCCUGGAUGAGUGGACAGCGACGUCAUUCGACUCCAUCCAUGUCGAGUCCCUUCAGAAGAAUGUCAACAAGUUCACUCAGACCGUCUACAUGCUGGAUAAAGGGCUCCCCCAUAAUGAAGUGCUGCCUCGUCUCAAGGAGAAGGUGAUGGACUUCAAGCAAGGCAUGCCUGUCAUCACCAGCCUCCGCAACCCCUCGCUCCGAGCCCGGCACUGGGAGAUCAUAGAGAAGAUCAUCAAUAAAGUCAUCGUCAGGGACAAGUCCUUCACCCUGGGCAACCUGCUCGACAUGAAUAUAUUCAAACACAAGGAGAAGAUCCAGGACAUCUCUACUACAGCUAGUAAUGAGGCCACCCUGGAACUGAUGCUGCAGAAGAUCAUCGACUUGUGGCAGAACACAGAUUUCCGUCUGCUGCCUCAUGCUGGUCGAGACACCAUCAUCAUCGCAGGAGCAGACGACAUCAUGGCCCAGCUGGAGGAGAGUCAGGUUACCGUGGGAACAAUCCGGGGAUCCCGAUAUGUAGGACCAAUCAAGGCGCAGGUGGAGGAAUGGGAGCGGAAGCUGCAGGUGUUUUCCCGCACCCUGGACGAGUGGCUCAACUGUCAGCGCAACUGGCUGUACCUGGAGCAGAUCUUCAGUACUCCAGACAUCCAGAGACAACUGCCGAGUGAGUUCAAGCUGUUCUCCCAGGUGGACAAGGCCUGGAAGGACAUCAUGCGCCGUGUGGAGGACCGACCCAACGCCCUCAAGUCAGCCAUCGCCCCCGGAACCCUGGAGACACUGACGUCCGCCAACGCCAACCUGGAAAAAAUUCACAAGUGUUUGGAGGACUACCUGGAGACGAAGAGACUGGUGUUCCCCAGGUUCUACUUCCUCAGUAACGAUGAACUCCUGGACAUCCUCGCGCAGUCCAAGGACCCCAAUGCUGUUCAGCCUCACCUGGGAAAGUGCUUUGGCAACAUCAAACAGCUGGACAUUCGCCAGUUGCCACGACAACCACCAACUGUAAAGAGGAUCAUUUCCUGGGAGGGUGAAACCAUUGCUAUGCCAAGGAACGUGAGGGCGCGAGGACCGGUGGAGCAGUGGCUGGGGACCGUAGAGGCAGGCAUGUUCGAGACCGUCAAGAAGCAUCUGAAACUCGGGUUGUCAGACUGGAUUGGUAUUGACUUGCAGGAGUGGGUCCUCAAACACACGGGCCAGGUGGUCCUUACUGUGACUCAGAUCAUGUUCAACAAGGAGGUGUCACGCUGCUUCGACCGGGGAGAUGUGAAGGCAGCUCUGGUACAGACGAGGGACCGCAUGGUCGACUUCCUCAACAAGCUGGCCGGUCUGGUGCUCACCAACCUACUCUCCUUCCAGAGGAACAGCAUGGAAGCCCUCCUCACCAUCACCGUCCACAACAGGGACAUCAUCAACAACAUCAUCAACAGCAAGGUUGUCAAGAAGGAUGAUUUUGAAUGGAAGAGACAACUGCGGUACGAGUGGGACGAGCAGACCAACAACUGUCAGGUGCUCCAGUCUAAUGCAGCGUUCCAGUACGGCUACGAGUACCUAGGCUGCUCCUCUCGUCUGGUCAUCACCCCCCUGACUGACCGCUGCUACCUCACCCUCACAGGGGCGCUGCAUCUACACCUGGGGGGGUCACCAGCGGGGCCUGCUGGCACAGGCAAAACGGAAACUGUCAAAGACCUGGCCAAGGCUAUGGGCAAACAGUGUGUGGUAUUUAACUGCUCAGAGGGAUUAGAUUAUAAGAUGCUGGGCAAGUUCUUCUCUGGCCUCUCCCAGUCAGGGAGCUGGUGCUGUUUUGAUGAGUUCAACCGUAUAGACGUGGAGGUGUUGUCUGUAGUGGCCCAGCAGAUCCUCACCAUCAAGUCGGCCAAAGACUGUCAGUCUCUCCGCUUCAUGUUUGAAGGCCGGGACAUCAAACUGAACAUGACGUGCGGCUACUUCAUCACCAUGAACCCCACGGCAGGAGGAAGCUAUGCAGGACGAGUGGAGCUCCCUGACAACCUGAAGUAUCUGUUCCGCCCCGUCGCCAUGAUGGUGCCUGACUAUGCCCUCAUUGCUGAGAUCAUGCUGUUCUCGGAAGGGUUUGUGGAGGCCAAGUCCUUCUCCCAGAAGAUUGUCAACCUGUACCAGCUGGCCAGCAAACAGCUCUCCCAGCAGGACCAUUACGACUUCGGGAUGAGAGCCAUCAAGUCGGUACUGGUCAUGGCAGGUCAUGGCCGCAGACACGCACAACAGAGGGACAUCGGGAGUGCCCGGAGGCUGUCUGCGGAGGAGGAGUCCCACAUCCUCAUCCACUCCCUCAGGGAUGCCAAUCUACCCAAGUUCCUGGCUGAGGAUGUGCCACUGUUUGAGAGCAUCCUGGAUGAUCUCUUCCCCGGCAUCACCCCUCCGCAGCCGGACCAUGGAGUCCUGGAGAAAGCCAUCUCGAUGGCUAUCCGAGAUCAAGGCCUACAACAUUGGCCCAACCAGACCGAGAAGGUUAAACAGCUGCACAGUCAGAUCAUGGUGCGUCAUGGCGUCAUGCUGGUCGGACCCACCGGCGGCGGCAAGUCCGUGGUCAGGAACAUCCUCCAGAAGGCUCUGGUGCUUCUCCCCACCAUCUCUGCCCAGCAGGAUAACAACCCAGACUCCAGUUCCAAGAAACAGAACUAUACACACAAUCGAGCCAAGAAAGGUCAUGUGGAUACUUUUACAAUUAACCCCAAGUGUGUGAAACUUGGUGAGCUGUACGGAGAAACCAACCCAGUGACCUUCGAGUGGACAGACGGUCUGAUUGCAUCAGCUACGCGGAAGUUUGCCAAGAGUGUGCAGUCUGUGCCUCCUGGGGAAGACGGACGGGACAGUCGCCCAGAAACAUCCAUGACGGCUGUGUCUGAGGCUCUCACCCAGACAAGUUACAGAACUGAGACCUCGAGCCAAGUUGGGGAUGCUGAUGCAUCAACAGUAGUGACAGAAGAUGGUGACAGGAAGGACUUGUCUGAUGGAGUUGUGACAGACUGGCAGUGGCUGGUGCUGGAUGGGCCUGUAGACACAUUGUGGGUGGAGAAUCUGAACACAGUGCUGGAUGACUCCAAGGUUCUGUGUCUGGCAAGUGGCGAGCGUAUCAGUCUGACGCCAGGGAUGAGGAUCCUGUUUGAGGUGGACAAUCUGUCCCAGGCCAGCCCGGCCACCAUCAGUCGGUGUGCCAUGGUAUAUAUGGAUCCCGUUGACCUGGGCUGGAAACCGUUUGUCAAGACCUGGCUCCAGCGUCUGCCCCGAGAGCUGCCGGAGAGUGGCAAGAGUCACCUGCAGGGCUUGUUUGAUCACAGUGUAGAGAAGGGGCUGUCGUUCCUCCGCAAGUACAAGCGCUUCCAGGUCCUGGCCACGCCCGAGCUCAGCAUCAUCUCCUGCAUCUGUAACAUCCUCUCUGCCUACCUGGACUUCAUGAACAAACAUGGAGGGUUUGGUAAUCCAGACAAGGAAGAGCUACGCCCCCCCAGCCAGGAGAGCAGGGUCUCAAGUCGCAGUUCCUCGCGGGGGCAGGGUAGUCGCGCGUCUCGAAGCAAACGCAAAACCAAACGCUCUGUCAAAGUGAAGGAGGAUGUGAGCGGUACUGAUGAUGGUGUCAACAACAAUUCCAAGCAGUACUACCUGCAGAAGAGUCCCGGUCAGCUGUUCAACCUCCUGGGGAAGUUGUUCGUCUUCUGCUUCACCUGGGGUGUGGGCGGCACGCUGCGGAGACAGGAGGACAGCGACGAGGACGACACUGUCAACAGGCGUGGCGCAGACAAGGUGGACAAGGACAUCAACAUCUGUAACGAGUUUGACAACUUCAUGAGGGAACUCUUUGAGAUUGAACCUCCUCUCGGUGUACGACUUCCUGCAGGAAACAGAAGUGUGUUCAGCUAUUUCCUCGACAUGGAGUCAGGGAACUUUGUGGCGUGGGAUGCACUCAUCCCUUCAACCCGCUCACUCAUAGAGAAGGGUGCAGUCAUCACCAUCGGAGAGACCAUGGGAAUUCAAACUGACCACAAGAAGUCACAUGAGCCGAAGGAGGCCGAGAUUGUGUCCACAGUGGACAUUGUCCGCUUCUCCUUCCUGACCGGCCUCCUCCUGACCAACAAGCAUCCUGUAUUGCUCACAGGUGAUUCUGGUGUGGGGAAGUCUGCCAUCAUUGACUACAUGUUAAAACGCCUGGAGAAAGAUGGUGGCACCUCGUUCAAGAACGGCACCAUCCUCGGAAGUGUUUUCAACUACUCGGAGAAGAACACCUCGCUGCUGGAGAACAUCAGCGCGCUGACCAAGUUCGGUGACGAUGAUGAUGGCAAGAGUAUGGAUGCCUUGCUGGGAACUACCAAGCCCAAGAUAAGCACUGGCAUCCUCAGCACUACAGUGCAGUUCAGUGCUCAGACCAGCUCAGCCAAACUGCAGGCACAGAUCAUGCACAAGCUCAUCAAGAAGGGGAGAGAAUCCAUGGGAGCACCCAAAGGAAGGAAGGUGAUUGUGUUUGUGGAUGAUCUGAACAUGCCGGCGCCGGAGGAGUACGGAGCCCAGCCUCCCCUGGAGUUGCUCCGCCAGUUCCUGGAGUGUGGGGGAUUCUACGACACCAAGAAACUCACAUGGAAGGACAUCCUCGAUGUGACGCUGGUGGCGGCGUGUGGUCCCCCGGGGGGUGGUCGGAACCCAACCAGUCCGCGUCUCCUCAAACACUUCUGCAUCCUGGCACUGCCGACGCCGUCCACACGGUCACUGCAACACAUCUACCAGGUCCAGCUGGGCCGCUUCCUCCAGGACGGAGAGUUCAUGCCAGAGGUCACGGACUGCUUGUUUCCGCUUGUCUCGGCCAGCAUCGCUGUCUACUACCGCAUGUGUAGCAGCAUGCUGCCGACGCCCACCAAGUCGCACUACACGUUCAAUAUCCGAGAUCUCUCCAAGGUGAUCCAGGGGCUGUUGCAGGCCCAUGAGUCGGUGAUCGUGGGGAAGGAGAACUGUGCCCAGCUCCUGGCCCACGAGGCCACCAGGGUGUUCCACGACAGACUGGUCAGCAGCGAUGACCGCCUCGUAUUCUUCCAGAUUCUCUCCGACAACAUGCAUGAUUACUUCAAGGUGACAUGGACAGCAGAGAAGCUGAUGACCGAUAGUGUCCUGUUUGGGGACUUCUCGGACAUGGAUGAUGGGACGAUCCAGCGAGUGUACAAACCUCUCACUGACCGGGCCAAGCUGACCAGGGUCCUCGAAGAGCAGUACAUGACUCUCAAUUCUGGCAACACCAAGGCUUCCAAACUUGUGUUCUUCAAAGAUGCAGUGGAACAUAUAGUCCGAGCUGCAAGAGUGUUCCGACAACCAGGAGGCCAUCUCCUGCUGGUGGGUCUGGAUGGGACAGGGAAGUCCACCAUCAUCCAUCUGGCCAGCCACAUCGCCAACUGUGAGCUCUUCCGCCUCUCUCUACACAAGACAUACAGCAUCCCUGAGUUCCGGGACGACCUCAAGAAGGUGUUCCUCAAGAGCGGUGUGAAGGGCAUCAACACAGCCUUCUUGCUGACUGACUCGGACAUUGUCAAGGAAACAUUCCUAGAAGACAUCAACUGCAUCCUGAACUCGGGCGAGGUACCGGACCUGUUUGACAAUGAGGAACUGGAUGGCAUCAACAUGGACCUGAAGGGGGCGGCGUCCGAGGCUGACAUCCCCGACACCCGCACCGCUGUGUAUCAGUUCUUCAUCUCCAGAGUGAGGAGGAACCUCCAUGUGGUCCUCACCAUGAGUCCGGCCGGGGGGAUAUUCCGCCAGCGGUGCCGCAUGAACCCCGCCCUCAUCAACUGCUGCACCAUCGACUGGUAUGAUGAGUGGUCGGAUGAAGCUAUGCUCAGUGUGGCCCAGGUCUUCUUCCAGGACACAGAGUUCAUAGCCAACCCCAAGUAUGAUCUCGAGGUUCUCCAGGAGCGAGUGGCGGAGACGUGUGUGGAGAUACACAAGAGCAUCACGGACAAGGCGGGGCAGUACUGGCUGGAGAUGAGGCGCCGCUACUACUCCACACCCAGCAGCUACAUGGAGCUCAUCAGGCUCUACUCCAAGAUGCUCAGGGACAACAAGAGGGAGUUCAUGAACAACAGAGAUCGUCUCCAGAUCGGCUUGUUCAAACUGUCGGAGGCCAACUCGUUGGUCGGGGAGAUGCAGGAUGAGUUAGUGUCCCUGGGGCCGAAGAUUGAGGAGAAGGCCAGGGACACGGAGGUGUUGCUGAAGCAGCUGGAGAAGGACCAGGAUGCUGUGGAGCAGGUGCAGCAGAUCGUGGAGGAGGAGGAGGGCAUCAUGAAGAAGGAGACGCAGAUUGUACAGGACUACGCCGAUGAAUGUCAGCUAGACCUUGCCUCUGUUCUGCCAGCACUCCAAGCUGCCAUCAACUCCCUGGAAACUUUGGACAAAGCGUCAGUAGCAGAAAUCAGGGUGUAUUCAAGCCCCCCACUGCUGGUAGAGACUGUGAUGAAUGCAGUCUGCGUGCUCUUCCAGAAGAAACCAGAUUGGUCAACUGCCAAGCAGAUGCUUGGAGAUCCAAACUUCCUGAAAAAACUUCUUCAGUUUGACAAGAACAGUCUCCCGGAUAAAGUGUUCACGAAGCUGAGGAAGUACUCCAAGAAGCCGGACUUCAACGCAGACACUAUAGGGAAGGUGUCCAAAGCCUGCCGCUCUAUAUGUGAGUGGGUGCUUGCACUGGAGCACUACAACGAGGUUUACAAGAUGGUGAAGCCGAAACAGAAGAGGGUGGAGGAGGCCAAGGAGGCUCUCAAGCUAGCUCAGGAUGGCCUUGCUCAGAAACAGGCUAGCCUCAAGAAGAUCGAGGACCACCUGAAGAUGAUCCAGCAGCAGUACCAGGACAGUGUCAACCAGCGGGAGGCUCUGAAGGAACGCAAGAAGACCACAGCUCUACGUCUCCAGCGAGCCUCCGUCCUCGUCUCGGCUUUGGCUGAUGAAAAGGUGAGGUGGGCUGACUCUGUGAAAGUCCUGGACUUCAAGCUGCAGGGGCUGGUAGGGGACACACUGAUUGCAGCUGCAGGAGUUGCCUACCUUGGCGCCUUCACCGCCCGCUACCGCCGAGAUCUCACCGCAGUCUGGUUGAACAUGUGUGGCGACCGAGAUAUCCCAAUCUCACAGGAGUUUGAUCUCGUCAAGAGCAUGGUGGAUGCCAAUAUGGUUUUGAAAUGGCACAACGGUGGUCUGCCUAGAGAUACCCACUCAACAGAGAAUGCUGUGUUUGUGAAGAAAGCCAGGAAAUGGCCACUACUCAUUGACCCACAGGGUCAGGCAGUCAACUGGGUUCGAGAGAUGGAGGGCGUGCGGCUGAAGGCGAUGACGGCGACGGAUCACAACCUGAUGCGGACCAUGGAGACGGCGCUGCGAGUGGGAGACCCCGUCCUCAUCAGGGAUGUAGGGGAGGAAUUGGACCCAGCUCUACGCCCCAUCUUGCUGCAGGAGACAUUACGACGAGGAGGCCAUCUCAUCAUCAAACUGGGCGACACAGAGAUCGAGUACAAUCAGAACUUCAGACUGUACCUGGCCUCCUCCAUGGCCAACCCUCACUACCUGCCCGCCGUCUUCAUCCAGGUGAACAUCAUCAACUUCACCGUCACCUUCGACGGUCUGCAGGAACAGCUCCUGUCUGCAGUGGUCAAACAGGAGCGCCCUCAGCUGGAGAGUCAGCGGACCGGGCUGCUGGAGAGUAUCAGUAAUGACAAGCAGUCGCUGCUCGACCUGGAAAACAAGUCUCUAGGACUCCUGCAGAAAUCUGAUGGUCAUAUCCUGGAUGACCAGGUGCUGGUGGAGACGCUCCAGAAGAGCAAGGGAGUGUCUCAGGAGAUCUACGAAAGAGUGGGACAGUCGGUGGAGACUGAGAAGAAACUAAACCAAGCCAGGAAGCGAUACCUCCCAGUUGCAACAAGAGGAGCCGUCUUGUACUUUGUCCUGGCCGAGCUGGCCACCAUCGACGUGAUGUACCAGUUCUCUCUAGACUGGUUCCAGGACAUGUUCACCGCCUGCAUCACCAGUAACGCUGACCAGUCCUCCACCUCCACCAACUCCUCCCACUACUACAGCGGCGUCAUCAGACCAACCAGCUCACACAAACAUCGUCAACCGAGUCCACAGCCUACCAGCGAUGUCCUCUCUUCCAUGGACAACCCGGAACAGCUGAUGAAGCACCUUCUGAGCAUGAUCGACCGUCUGACUUCCAGCAUCUACCGCGUGGUGUCGGUGGGCUUGUUCGGACAUCACCAACUCACCUUCUCCUUCAUGCUGGCUAGUAGUGUGAUGCGAGCUAACUCCCGGUAUGAGGACAGUGUCAGUCAUCUGGACAAGAUAAACGAGCUCGAGUGGCAGGUGUUCCUCCAGGGCAACAUCAUGGCCAGCAUGCUGGAUGACAAGACACUUGCUGAGAAGGAUGGUCUAUCUCCAAUGGAGAGGUUGGAGUCUGAGGCCCAGGCAGGAGAUCCCAAUUCGGACAAACACAAGCAGUUGCCGAGCUGGGCGGCAGACACAACAUGGAGACAGUGCCAGCAUCUGGAUGCAACAAUCCCUGCCUUUGACAGUCUGUGCCGGAGCAUCAUGUCACACGCCCAGCAGUGGAACAGCUUCAUGAAGGCCGAGGAUCCGUACAGUCUCAUGAGUCUUCCCUUCAAGGAGGAGGAAGGCACAAACAAGGACAAGACAGCUCCAAAGGAAGAGGUCCGACCAGGUAUUGUGUUCCGAUGGGAGGAUCUGAACAGCUUCCAGAAACUGAUCUUGGUCAAGGUCAUCCGACCAGACACGUUGACUGCUGCUGCUGCCAAGUUCAUCCAAUCUCAGCUUGGCCCAACAUACCUCUCCACAGGAGCCUUUGACUUGAAAGAAAUCUACGAAGACUCUACAGCCAAGACUCCACUGAUCUUCAUACUGUCUCCUGGAUGCGACCCUGCCUCCCAGCUGCUGAGGUUUGCCAAGGAACUGAGGGGGAGCACCUUGCACCUGGACAUGAUCUCGCUGGGCCGAGGUCAGGGGCCCAAGGCAGAGGAGCUGAUCUCCAAGGCCCAGAUCCUCAAGGGCAGAUGGGUGUUCCUGCAGAACUGUCACCUUGCAGCAUCCUGGAUGCCUAGACUGCAGGCUUUAGUGGAGAGGUUUAACCGUCCGAAUGAUGACAUUGAUCCACAGUUCCGGCUGUGGCUCAGUUCUAAGCCUGACCCUACUUUCCCCAUCUCGAUCCUGCAGACUGGGAUGAAGAUGACCGUUGAGUCCCCCCGAGGCUUGAAGGCCAACAUGUUGAAGUCCUUCGGGAGUGGUGGUACUGGGGUGGUGACCGAGCAGCUGUACGAGGAAGGCUCCGCCCACUCCGCCUGGCACAAGCUGCUGUUUGGGCUGUGUCUCUUCAACAGUGUGAUCCAUGAGAGGAAGAAAUACAGCACUCUCGGCUGGAACAUUCCUUAUGAGUUCAAUGACUCAGAUCUAGAGGUGGCAAUCCUGAAGCUGCAGAUGCUGUUGGAAGAAGCUGACAACAUCCCCUGGGCAGCGUUGCUGUAUCUCACAGGGGAGGUAACUUUUGGUGGUCGUGUGACAGAUGACUGGGAUCGCCGCUGUCUGCUGAGCAUGCUGAAGAAGUUCUACUGCGUGGAUGCGCUCAAGGACGACUACAGCUACUCAGCUAAUGGGGUGUACCACCCCGUGCCAGACAACAGCAGUGUGAGUGAGUUGCACGGCUUCGUGGAGAACUUCCCUGACUAUGACUCCAGCGAGAUGUUCGGGAUGACGGAGAAUGCUGAGAAAAUAUGUCGAGAGCAUCAGGCAACGGACCUCGUGUCCACCCUGGUUGCUGUACAACCCAGGAUAUACGCUGGCUUCACAGGAACCCAGAAAAGUAGUGAUGACAUCGUGCUGGACAUCGCCUCGGACAUCAUGGAGAGACUCCAGCGGUCAGUAGAAGAUGUGGAGGAGGAAGGGAUGGCUCCCUCCACCGGCACAAGUCACAAGCUGCCCAAACUACAGCUGCAGUCACUGCUGAAGGAGAUUGGAGAUGCCAAGGCUAAAGACAGGGUCAAUAUGAAUUCCUUAGAGAUAGCGACACAUGAGGUGAUUGGAAACUCUGCCCUUAUCACCGUGUUACGCCAGGAGAUCGACCGCUUCAACAAUCUGCUUCACGUCAUCCAUACAUCCCUGGCAGCUUUGAUUCUGGCCGUCAAAGGGGAGAUAAUUAUGUCGGAUAUGCUGGAAGAUGCUUACAAGGCUCUCCUCACUCAGACGAUACCUCAGCAAUGGAAGACUGCAGCCUACGAGUCCAGGAAGCCCCUCGCAUCCUGGGUGACCGAUCUGAUUCUGAGGGUGGACUUCUUCUCCCAGUGGGCGGGGACCAUCACAACAUCCGUGGAGAAGAAGUUCAAGAUCAUGACACAGAACCGCUCCCAGGCCCAGUCCGAAACAGAUCUGGGGGAGACCUUUCCCAUGCAGCCUUGCAGCUUCUGGCUGUCCGGCUUCUUCUUCCCCCAAGGCUUCCUGACGGCAGUCCAGCAGAACCAUGCCAGGAAGAUGGGCAUAUCCGUGGACUCCCUGACAUUCGACUACAGGGUCCUCUCCGAAGCUGUAGGGCAGGAGGAUCCCAGCAAGCAUCACCAGGUCCUGGACAUCAAGGAGGCAGCAUUCAUGGGACACCAGCCCCCAGAUGAUGGAGUCCUCAUAUUUGGACUGUUCUUGGAUGGAGCCCGAUGGGACAGCCUCACUCAGUCCCUACAAGACCUUCAUCCCAGCCAGAAGUUCUGCCAGCUGCCGGAGAUUCACUUCCUGCCAGUUCAGUUACAUCAGACUGCGUCUGCUGCGGAAGCUGCCAUGAAUUCAAGCCCUAAAGAUGUGGUCAAGUCCUACGACUGCCCUCUCUACCGGACUUCAACCCGAGCAGGAACUCUCUCCUCCACCGGUCACUCCACCAACUUUGUGUCCUCCAUUGACUUGCCAACAUUACAAGAACCAGACUUCUGGGUGCUCCGUGGAGUGGCCAUGCUGUGCCAACUUGAUGACUGAGCCAAGGGAUUAAACUUUAAGGACAUGAUGUAAUGGACAAUUGGUUUGGUUAUUUACAUGGAGGACAAAAGGAAAUUUGUCAGCUGUGUAAUGAGGUGGAAAUAUAAUGUGUUGUCUGGAAAACACUUCAAGAUGAUCGUCCUGAAGGUCUUGUCAUGGAUCACCCCAGUUGGUGGGUCACUUGGAUGACCACAAGGUCAAUGGAUUUGUUGAAUUGGUCAACAAUUAUAAUGUCCUUUGUUAUCAAUAAUUUGUGACAUUGUGCAAACAGUAUAUUUGGGUGCAGGCUAAAACGACACCUCAGAAAACUGCACCGCUUUUGGCAAAAUGGCUACCAAGUGUCGGGCAAAAACGGCACCUCUAUUUUUAAUAACGCUAAGUAUUAUUUAUGCUGUAGUAAGUAUGCUUUAUUCUUUUCACAUAUUCUUUUCUUAUUUCUUACCACAAAUAUCACCUCUUCGAUAAUGAGAUCUCUCCGUGGUCUAGUGGUAGAGCGUCCGCCCGAAGAGCGGAAGGUCAGGGGUUCGAUCCCCGACCGUGUGAUACCAAAAGACGUUAAAAGAUGGUACUUGUUGUUACCCUGUCUGGCGCU